This is a messenger RNA of Mytilus trossulus (common blue mussel), 3239 nucleotides long. RefSeq lists its product as uncharacterized. Gene Ontology annotation, molecular function: zinc ion binding. The record is from RefSeq and is a predicted model, not a curated record. The transcript is spliced from 2 exons. Bases 56 to 2779 code for a protein of 907 amino acids. Lineage: Eukaryota; Metazoa; Mollusca; Bivalvia; Mytilida; Mytilidae.
GAUUUAGGAUAAAAGUAGUACUUAGAAUUAGUAAAAAGAUUUGAAAGAAAAGAAAAUGACUUCUGAAAGGGAUACACUGAUAUUUGUGAAGUUUUUCGAAAAUGGAAAAGUUAUAGAUGGUUCCUACUUUCAGAAGAAAACUAAGGCAACGGCCCUUUUUGAAUUCAUUGGGAGAGAUGACAUUUGUCUAGAAAGCAAGUUUGUAUCCUUAUCAUUUGAAGUUGCCAAUAGAAAAUUGGAAGAUGUUUAUAAAAAUUCAUCUAUUGUCAACCUGAAUAUAGUUGAGUAUGAUUUGCCUGAACUUGAAGAAACUGAAAACUCCAUCUCAAAAGAGAUAAGCUCUGAAAACCCUAUUGUCAUAUCGGAUUCUCCAGAAAAAAUCAGCAGCAAUGUCAUUGAAAUAACAUCAAGUCCACUACAUUCACCCCCAGAUAAAUACAGAUGUAUAUCUAGCUCCUCUGAUGAUGACCAAGAUCAUAUGCCUGUCUUAACAACAAAAAGGAGAAGAAAAUUUCUUGAAUUAAGCGAUUCAAGUACACAAGAUACUUCUGAAAAUGGGAAGAGAACAUAUUCUUUGGGAAAAAGAAAACGACCUUACUCCAGGAUGAUGGAUUCAUCAGACAGCGAAAUUGAAAUAGAGGAAGAAAUUCCAUGGAACAUUGAUGGAAAUUGCACUUAUAGAGUUUCCUAUAGUAAAACUGAAGGUCAAAAAAUGAAGUCAACAAAAGAUGGUAGAAAUUGGACACGUUACAACAAAUCGUUCACCAAAGAAUUCCCUAAAACAAUAGGUUUAAGACUGAGAUCAAAUUGUAAAGGUUCUUUCCAGUGUCAAUACAGAAAGUGUCCAUUUAAAGAGUAUUUUGGAAAGCCAAAUAGUAUCCAUGUAGUUAACAGAGAUGGGAAAGUCUUCUGUGAGGAGUGUAAUAACCUAAUGGAUUCCGUCCCGUGCAAAGCUGUCAAGAUAUGGGAAUUUAAAAAGUGUACUGAGUAUGUUACUGUUCAUCACCAUGGAUCUCAUACAUGCUUCCCAAUGAAAAGACCAAAACUACCUAAAGAAAAAAUAAAAGAAACUUUUGAUAUUAUGCCAAAUUUAAAACCCAGAGAACUGACAAACAGACUCAUUAUGAAAACUAUAGAGACAUCAACUUCCAGAGAAGAGGUAGAGGACAUUGCCGAAAGUUUAUCGGAUCCAAGGAAAACUAGAAAUUUGAAAAAUCAAAUUUUCAAUAAAGAUCCUCUGUCAGAAAAAUUAUCAAAACUGCAGGAGAAAUGUCUUCAUCAAUACAAUGACCCUUUUCUUCUUUUUGAAUACCAGAUCAAAGAAGAACAUGGAGACAAGUGGUUUAUUUAUCAUUCCACAGUGGAAGGCAACACCAUUGUAAAAAAAAUAACAGAAACAAAAACUCCAGAAGACUUCCAAACUUAUAUAAUAAAGUCAUCAAAAAAAAAAUUGGAGACAUUAGGAAAUAUGACAAACAAAGACCAUUUUUUAGGAGAAGAGUGGGCUUUCAUGGAUUUUAAAGUUAAUAGGGUCAUAAUCUACAAGGGGAAAAACUUGAAAUGUUUUGGAUUAAGUGUUUAUCAUACCCUACUUAAAAAUGUCACGUGGCUUGUUCGUAUGGACUGUGAAAAUGAGAAUAAAAAGACUGUAGACCUUGCCAUGUCUGUAGUUGAUAAAAUGUUACAAUCAUUCAGUGAAUAUAAAAUCCCAGAAUUCCGACCAUAUUCAGGCAUAAUGUUAGAUGAAGGAGGGGGGAUGCACGCGUCACUUGAGAAACGAUAUGGCAAACAAUAUUAUGAUGAAAAAAUUGUGACCUGUCAGUUUCAUUUACGAACCUGUGGAAACCGUCAUGCAGCAAGUGCAUUUAUUGGGGAGAGGUUUAAAGAUACAGCUGUUACUGCUUUUAAAAAGCACAUGAAUAAAUUAAUCAACGCUGAAACACCACUGAUGUACAAUGCUGCGUACUCGCAGAUGGAAAAAUUUAUCGAAACAUCAGGAAAACAACAGUUGAAAAGGUGGUUGAUAUGGUGGGAUAAUAGGAGAAACCAUGUAAUGGAGGCAUUCAGAGAUACAUAUGCACCAUCUACCAAUUUGGCAGAGGCAUCCCAUGCGUCUAUGUCGCUUACAGGUGGUACAGGAUUAAACAUUUUACAAACUGCAAUAUUCGAUAUUUCCGAAUGUUUUAAAUUUGAGAAAAGUGUUGAAGGAUACUGUUUUGGGUUUACCAAAUCGGGCGGAGGUCCAUUUAAGCAUUCACGACAAGGCAAAUGUAGAGAAAAGGAAGCAAAAAAUGCUGAACAAUUAAUGAAAGAGUUAGACCAACAGUACAAAGGAGGCACUGCUCCAUGUCAACCAUCCACGUCUUCCUUUAAAUCAAAUGAAAGAGAUGCACAUAGAGCUGAUAAGGGACCAGAAGACAAAACACGUCCAAGUGGCAGGCGCAGAACAUACCACAGUACUAAUUACGCUGUGUCUCUGCAAAAAGCAAACGAACCAAACGUAUUUAAAAUCAUAGAUGUUGAACAAUAUUCUCCGAGUCAAGCAUGUAUUACAAUCAAAACUAGCAAUUGCAUAUUUUAUAGCAUUGAUUUUGACAAAACAACCAAUUGUUCAUGUCCAUUUUCCGAAAUACAAGCUCAAGUAAGGCAAGGAAAAGUUCCAUGUAAGCACAGGCUUUUUGUUCUUUUGGCUAUCGGAUUUUCAUCAGAAGAUGAAAUUUUAUUGCAGUAUAGCUAUACAGCUUUUGAAGUCCGAAAAAUUAUAAAAAAAACUUUGUGACUGGCAGACAAACAAAAAUCAACCUAUGAACAUUCAACCAUCUUCUUCACAAGGAAACACUUGUAGAGACUUAAAAGUGUCAACAGCAUGUGUCACAGAACAUAAAAUAUAUGAAUUUACAUUCCUGCAAGGUUUAAUAUCCAAAUGUUAUGGCUGUGAAAAAAGCUUUACUGCUACAGACAAACAAAAACCUAACGAUGUUGUCAUACGUCAUCUCGAACUCAGACCAUCUUACAAUAAGGAAAACAAUGAAUGGUACAUACGAAAGGAUGGGAAAAUGGCAAAUGCAUACUAUCAUGUAAACAUUCAGUGUGUAAAACUUAUUCACUCAAGUUUCUGUCCUGGUUCGGUUACUGUUCCAGAAAGAGUAAACCUCACAGAGUCUCACAUAGAUAAGUUGCAUUCCGUAGGAUUUUUACAUGUUUAAAAACAUAAAGUUACUGUAAAGAUAUUCCGGUUG